Molecule: messenger RNA, 658 nt
Organism: Callorhinus ursinus (northern fur seal)
Lineage: Eukaryota; Metazoa; Chordata; Mammalia; Carnivora; Otariidae
Gene: PLAC8L1
Product: PLAC8 like 1
Source: RefSeq, a predicted model, not a curated record
GCGCCUCACUAUGAAUUGGUUUGGAAAUUACUUCCCUAAAUUUCCUGAGGAUGUUUCCUUCCUCAAUGUACACUCACCUCUGUUGCUUUCACUCCUCUCAUCUGAAGAUGAACAACAUUUUAUUUCCAGUAUGAGGAGCCAUGGGCCAGCUCAGGCUGUGGUGAAGCAGCCUGUCCGGGGAACGCCUGGCAGGACCACCAUCACAGCGAUUGUCCAGACUGGGGGAGACUGGAGCACCGGCCUCUUCAGUGUCUGCAGAGACAGGAGAAUCUGUUUCUGUGGUCUGUUUUGUCCAAUGUGCCUCGAGUGUGACAUCGCCAGUCAUCAUGGAGAGUGCCUUUGUUGGCCACUGUUACCUGGGUCCACCUUUGCACUGAGAAUUGGCACCAGAGAGAGAUAUAAAAUACGGGGCACCCUGUGUGAGGACUGGCUCGCCGUGCACUGCUGUUGGCCCUUUUCCAUCUGUCAGGUGGCCCGGGAGCUCAAGAUGAGGGCCUCCCGACUCUACGAAAUCUAUGCAGCUCCUUCAACCAAGGACAACCUUAUUUGACAGAGCGAGAAAACGCCUCCUCCUUACCCCCCUCACCCUCCUCUCAAACCCCUCUUGGAAGAGAGAUUGUUCUUAAGCUUUCACGGAAAUCAUAUGAAAAUAAAUUAU